This is a messenger RNA of Cuscuta epithymum, 2385 nucleotides long. Lineage: Eukaryota; Viridiplantae; Streptophyta; Magnoliopsida; Solanales; Convolvulaceae. The record is from the annotation of a GenBank genome assembly.
GUUUUUCUUCUCUAUAUUUGAGACAAGAGAUGUCAUUUUCCCUUUCUCUUAAUUUGCUGAACAUUGAAAGGAGAGAGAACGGGUUGCUCAGCUCGACUGCAGAUUUCCAUUUUUAUCCUCGCCCCAUAUUCCAUGAGAGAGAGAGAGAAUCUCAAUCUCGUGCUGAAGGCCAUGCGUCGUUGUUGAUGGUUUGGACUCGUCAUGGAUGAAUCUGAAUCCGACAUUAUUUAUUUUUAGGUUGGAUGAAGUGAGAUUAGCGUGCUGCAGCUUGGACGAUUUGGGUUUCUGUUUUCUUUCGAUAUUCGUCCAUAUAUCGAUUUGGCCAGGUGCUUUGCUCUUGUUGCGGUUUAUUCUGAAGGAGGCGAUGAUAAAAGGCGGGGAUAGUGGCGGAGGAGGAGGGGAAGAUGGCCAAGAAUCAGUUCUGGGUGGACCUCCGCAGCCUCUCGAGUGGAAAUUUUCGCAGGUGUUUGGUGAACGUACGGCUGGAGAGGAGGUCCAGGAAGUUGAUAUCAUUUCUGCCAUUGAGUUUGAUAAAACGGGUGACCAUCUUGCUACUGGUGACCGUGGGGGUAGAGUGGUAUUAUUUGAAAGGACAGACACAACGGAGCUUGUUGGAAAUCGAAGAGAGUUGGAGAUGAUGGACUAUCAUGUUAGUCGGCAUCCAGAGUUCCGAUACAAGACGGAAUUUCAAAGCCAUGAACCAGAGUUCGAUUAUCUAAAGAGUUUGGAAAUUGAGGAGAAAAUUAACAAGAUUCGUUGGUGCCAAGCAGCUAAUGGUGCCCUUUUUGUGCUGUCUACUAAUGAUAAAACUAUAAAGUUUUGGAAGGUCCAAGAAAAGAAAGUGAAGAAAAUAUCAGUUAUGAAUACUGACUCUUCUAGAGCGGUUGGAAAUGGUGAUAUUGGGAGUUCAAGUGUUUCAUCGAAUCUGGUCCAGUAUAACGAAAAUGGGAGCUUUCGGGAAAAAUCAUACAAUAGUUUGAACAACAGUAUCUCAUUUCCUAUUGAGAGCAGAGCUUCAUUGCGCUUACCUGUGGUUUCCAGUGCAGAGACUAGCAUUGUAGCAAGGUGUAGAAGAGUUUAUGCCCAUGCCCAUGACUAUCAUAUAAAUUCCAUAUCAAAUAACAGUGAUGGUGAAACUUUUAUAUCAGCCGAUGAUCUGCGGAUAAACCUUUGGAAUUUGGAAAUUAGCAAUCAGAGUUUCAAUAUUGUUGAUAUGAAGCCCUCAAAUAUGGAAGACCUAACAGAGGUCAUAACUUCAGCAGAGUUUCACCCGACCCAUUGUAACAUGUUAGCUUAUAGUAGUUCAAAAGGAUCAAUACGUCUCAUAGAUUUACGGCAGUCGGCACUGUGUGAUUCACAUGCUAAAUUGUUUGAGGAACACGAAGCACCUGGUUCACGAUCCUUCUUUACCGAGAUCAUUGCUUCAAUCUCUGAUAUUAAAUUUGCAAGGGAUGGAAGAUAUAUCCUUAGUCGUGACUAUAUGAGCCUUAAGCUGUGGGAUGUAAAUAUGAAUUCCGGUCCAGUUGCUACAUUCCAGGUUCAUGAACAUCUAAGACCAAAGCUUUGUGAUUUGUACGAGAAUGAUUCCAUAUUUGAUAAAUUUGAGUGCUGCUUGAGUGGUGAUGGCCUGCGAGUAGCUACUGGAUCCUAUAGCAACCUUUUCCGUGUUUUUGGAUGUGCUGAGGGAAGUGUUGAAGCGACAACAUUGGAAGCAAGUAAAAAUCCCAUGAGGAGGCAAGGGCAGACCCCUUCAAGACCUGCUAGAUCCACGAGCAGUGGCAUUACUCGUGUUGUCAGGCGAGCAGGACCAGAAAGUCCCGGUGGAGAUGGAAACGGGAACUCAUUGGAUUUCACAACAAAACUGCUCCAUCUAGCUUGGCAUCCUUCCGAAAAUUCAAUUGCUUGUGCUGCUGCAAACAGCUUGUAUAUGUAUUAUGCUUGAGGUGAAGAAUGCAUUUCUUGCUUUCAUCAUUUAUUUUCCUGGUUUCUUUUUUGGAAGGUCAAGCCACGGAUGCUCCACUCGGCCCUUUGUAUUGUUUCUCACAUUCAAAAGUGCCUCAUUGAUGCCAAGCUUUUGAAUUCUAGUUUUUAAAGUCAAUAUCCAGAAGUGCCUAUAGAAAUCAACUACAAGAAAACCUGAUGGACGUGUCAAAGUUGUGAAGAAGCUGCAGCUAAAAACUUGCAGGGAAGUAAGCUUGUGUAUUUUAUUUUAUUUUUUCUCUGGGGCCUGGGGUAGAGUUAUGAUCAUCAUUAUUUUUUGUAGAUUAAUGUUAGUGUGUUUUUACAUUAGAUUUUCGGCCAAAUUAAUUGUUUCCCACAAAUUUACUGUAAAAGAAAAGUUUAACUGCUUUGGCCUUCAGUGACUCAUUCUUUUUGCAUGCUCUA